GAUUGUGUUGUUUGUCGUCAAUGUUAUGAACUGAUCAUUUGAAGCAGUCUCAGUUGGUAACAUUAGAUGCUAAUACUUUUAACUAAGAUCGAAAUAUUUUCCAAACACUAUUAGGUCGAGUUUUAAGUUGGCUUCUGUUUAAUUUUAUUUGUCGGGAUGACUGCAGUGAUUUUAUAGUGGAACCUACAAAAUAUCACAAUGGAUAAUUGAAAACCUAAAUGUGUUUUACUCAAGUAACGGUAAGAAACACAGCAGUUAUUUUUUUUAAGUUGUAAUGAAACGCCUCUUUGGUUAGAACCUUGUUGACACUUCGGGUGACCAGGUAACGUUCAUCGAGCGCUCCUAACCAUUUGAAGUGGUCGUCGCCGGAAUGCGCUUCGGCGAAUGAAAAACAACAUGGCGGACCAGCGGGACGUUCAAAAUUCUAAACGAAACGCGAACUCCAGCCUUUUAAUGUCGGGUAGUUCAGCGGUGGCCAUGGAGAUUAAACGGAAGAAAAUACGACAGAGUGCCUUAUUCCAGCACACAGAGAACGCCAAAAUUCAAGACAAGCUGGACUUUGAGGUGCGGAUGCGAGACGGCGCCUAUAAGCUGCUGAUGGCUUCCAGCAAGAGAGAGCAGAUCCUCAACGCCUCUAAGAACCUGCUUACCUGCAACGCCAGGAUCAAGGCGUACAUUGGUCAGAUGGAGAAGGAGCAGCAUCUGCAUCAUAUGAGAGAGAGGCUUUCAGAGGAGCGCGUGCCUUGUCGAGCAACAAUCGCUCUGUCUGGUAUUCGUAUUCCAUUAAUGUGGAAGGAUCAGGAUCACUUUAACAACAGAGGAAGUUCGCGGCGAGUGGCUCUGUUCUGUCUGAUGAAGAUGGGCUCUCAGGUGUUUGACACCAAGAUCAUAAUAGUGGACAGAUCCAUCACUGACGUCUGCUUUGAGGAAGUCACCAUCUUCAACGAUGCAGUACCUCAGUUUGAGCUGAGGGUGGAGCUGUGGAGCUGUGCCGUUGACGAGGAGCUGACUUUAGUAAACACUCCGAGAAAGCUGGCCAAAAAGCUCCGGAACUCUUUUGGGAAGACAGCCGGCAAGAAGCUCUGCCCCCUGCUGGACAGUCCCGACCCUGACACUUUCCUACAAUACAACCCAGUGCCUGCAGGAGCUAAGUACAACCUACUGGCCUACUCCACCAUGCGACUGCCUGAGGCUGAAAGCAGCUUUCAAUCCAUCUCGCUCGUUGUGCUGCUAAAUGCUGAUUGGUCGUCCUGGCUUCCACUUUACGGCAAUCUGUGUUGCCGCUUGGUGGCCCAGCCUGCAUGUAUGACGCAGCGUGUCAUGGCAGGCUAUCUCAAUCAGAAGCAAAGCGUUGAGGGCCUCCAGCGCUGCUGCAGACUCUACUGCGUGUUGAGCGCCGCCUCCUUGUCAUGCUACUUCAGCCCAGAGGAGAUUGAAGCUAAACUGCAGCCCACACUUAGCCUGGCAGUCAACAAGGACACUCGAAUCCAACUGAUGGAGAAGGAGUCAGCGGGCAGGAGGAGCAUAAGUCUGUCCAUCAUCAAUUGUUACUCAGAGGGAACUCACACUGUGGUCUUCACAGCUGACACUGAAGAGGAGCUUUAUGAAUGGCAGGAGGCCCUCCAGCAGCACCUUUACGAUCAAAGUGAGUGGCUGCACUGCUGCAAACAGCUUAUGAAAAUAGAGGUUGCGUCGCCAUGGAAACCCUCGCUCUUCCUCAACAAGGAAGCGGACUGUGUUUACAACGAGCUGAGUAUAAAUUCUCCCGGGAGGUUUGAGCGCAUCACAGACAUCAUCCACAACAGAAUUGAGAAGACAGAAGGACGCUUCCUGAUUGGCCAGGAAGAGCAGACGCAGGCUGCUGAUUGGUCCACUCUGUUUGAUGGCUGCCACUCAAUGGUGGUGCAGAAGAGGAAUGGUCCAUCACUAUGUCAAACCUCCACCCCUUUCUCUAGCCCUAAGGCCACCUCCAGCUCCGCCCCCAAUAGCGGAAAGAAGCGUCGUGCCCCGCCCCCUCCCACGAGUCACGCCCCUCCUCCUUCUCGCCCUGACAGACCCCCUUGUCCUCCUUUCUCCCACCGGGAGAAGGAGAACCCCAUCACGCUGCGCCCCAAGACCAAAACGGGCCGACCGUCCUUGGACGCCAAGUUCUCCGCCAUCAUCCAGCAGCUCCAGCGGAACAACUACGGGGGCGCGCCGGCGCUCGGCCGCAAGAAUGCUCCGUUGGGCGUUCUGGAAGACCGUGGCAAGGCUCCGCCCCAUCACCUGAGCCAACGGGACUCAGGUGAACGUGGCUUUGAAAGAGGCGGUCAUGUUGGCGGUCCAACUGAUGCAAGCAGGAGCCGAGUAAGGAAGUCUUUCAGGGACAGAAUGAACCUUAAAGCUGCAUAAAAAUUACUUUUAUUACUGCCUACAACCUUUUAUACGUGUAGUACGGCGUACGUUUACUACAGUCCGUACCUGUGUUACUUUGUACGUUUACUACAGUAUCUAUUACAACAUACUACAUUUCAUACAUGUACUACUGUGUACAUGUAAUAACUACUGUGUACUUUUACUACAUAUACAUUUACUAGUGCGUACGUUUACUAGUUUGUACAUGUAUUACUGUGUCUUAUAUUUCAUACAUACUGCGUACGGUUACCACGGUUUUUACAUUAUUUACGUCAUACUUUUAUUAUAGGUUAUUCGUACUUCGAACCGCAAUCAGUAAGUUUUGAUCUUAUUAUUAAGAAACAUCUUUUAUACAGCAGAACCUCUAAAGUCAAACAGUGCUGAAACAGACCACGAAUAUCGUAUGGCGUGAGACCUCUCGUAGAAGGAUGAAUUACUUUGAUGUUAACAAGCGAAAGUGAGGCUGUUUAUUCACAGCCUCACUUCUAUUAAUAACAAUAUAACAAUUAGACUAGUAAAGUACACGUAUAUUUUUUUGGGGAUAUCUGGAGUGAGACCUCUCAGUUGAAAUAUUAUUGUCUUUGUGUUUUAGCUUUUUCUUGGCGGACAUUAGGCGACUUCAUUGGCGACGUCGCCCAGUUCAAAACUUAAAAGCGAGUAACACUUUUACAGAAGAUUCCCAAAAAACACAUUGUACUCUUAUCAUAUAGAAGAUCCUUAAAACAGCAGAGCACUCCUGUCAUAGAAAGUAUCUUUGACCGAAGAUUUUUUGAAAAAGCUCUUUAAAAACAGCAGAGCACUCCUGUCAUGUAAAGGGUUUUUGACGAAAGAUUCUUAACAACAGCACAGCACUCCUGCCAUAGAAAGGAUCUUUGACUCACGUUUUUGAAGAAAGAUGCUCAAAAAAAGCAGAGCACUCUUGUCAUAUAGAGGAUCUUUGACCAAUGAUUUUUGAAAAAUAUCUUUAAAAGCAGCAGGGCACUCCUGUUAUAUAGAUGAUCAUUGACUCACGUUUUUGACAGAAGAUCAAUUAAAAAAGCAGAUAAUUUCUGGCGUAUAGUGGAUCUUUGGUUUGCAUUUUUGACAGAACAUUUUUAAAAACAGCGGCCUUCUGUAAAAUUGAAGAUCAUUGAUUCGCUUUUUUGACAAAAUAAAUUUGAAAACAAGAGCACUCCUGUCACAUAAAGGAUAUUUAGAAUAGAAUAGAAAGUAAUUCAUUGAUCCCUGGGGCGUAUUUCCAGGAGAAGACCCAUACAAACAGCAGAGCAUUCCUGUCAUAUGGAGGAUCUUUGACUUGUAUUUUAACGUAUCUUUAAAAUCAGUAAAGCACUGUGGCAUGUCAGGGAUCUUUGAUUUGCCUUUUUGCAGAGCGGUCCUGUCAUAUGGAAGAUCUUUGACCAGCGUAAAUGUUAAAAGGUAUAACAAAGUGUUGCAAUGACAUUGUUGAGAUACAAAAUAAGAAUAAUAGUUAAAGUACAAGCCCUUAGAGUUCCUCCAAAACUGUUCAAAUAAUGUUUAAUUGUUGUUUUCCUAAAGCAUGUUAACAUGAUUCAAGAUCGCCUGCACAGUUAAAGUUUUUAAUGACGGCCAGUUUGACCCCGGAACAGAUUAUUUUUAUAUGCUUUAUUUCCAUGAGUUAAAAAGACAACAAUUGGCUUUCAAAGUUCGGCUAUAUUUUUAAAGAUUUAUAGCAGUAAAUUGUAAAAAAAAAACAAAAAACCCUCUUCACACUGUAGGUGAUGUGUCCCUUAAAACAAGGUAGACAGAAAAAUCCCACUAGCUUUUCAUGUGAAUCCAUCAUAAAUAUUGUAUUGAUUCAUCAAUCUCACUAAAAUGGAGCAAAAAAAAAAAAAAGCAAUCCAAUUGGAAUUGAUCAUCUCUAUGAGCAGUAUUACUUUUAUUUCCACUACUUUUACUGCUAAUUCUUCACAUUCUCACGACGUGUCCUACCUGAUUGUUGUGUGCAGCCCAUAAACUUCCCUCAAUGACUAACAUACAGUCAUUGUAUACUGUGCAUAUACAGUGGGGCAAAAAAGUAUUUCGUCAGCCACCGAUUGUGCAAAUUCUCCCACUUAAAAUGCGUGCGUGCAAGGAUUGACUUUAAGCCUUCCAAGCACAGAAAGCAGACUGGAAGAGGGGGAGGAGGUGAGGCGGAUUGCAAUUGACUAGCAGCAAUGUGUUGCAGAAAGAUGCUCGCUGUGCUCUGUAUGCAUUAGAAAUCCAUUCAAUGCAUGUCAAAAAAACAAGACAAGGUCUGCCAAGGUCAGCGCUUGCAGCAAAGUGAAGAGAGCGAGAGAAAGAAAGCAGUUUAUUGUUGUGAUUGUAAUCUUUUACGACUCGAAUCGCUUACUUUAAUUAGUUUUACUGUUUAUGUGCAAAGACAAACUUUUAUGUACUUCAUUUUUUUUUUUUUUUAAAGAUCUUUUGUCUUUUUAUGGACUUUAGCACAAGAAAAAAAAUAACACUUGGUUUCAUCUAACUACUGUUUAGCAUAUUGAUUAUGUUGUCCGUUAAUUAGUCUUCUGUUGUUUCUUGAGAUGUGAUCUUAUUAAUGGGAUGGGAGAAUGCCACUGAAUGUUCUGAGCUUCUGUUUCCUUUCCUCUGUUGUAUUAAAAGCAAUAAUGUUGUAUAA
This is a messenger RNA of Nerophis ophidion (straightnose pipefish), 5026 nucleotides long. Its product is annotated as rhotekin-2-like. NCBI's taxonomy places the organism in Eukaryota, Metazoa, Chordata, Actinopteri, Syngnathiformes, Syngnathidae. The transcript has 12 exons. The record is from RefSeq and is a predicted model, not a curated record. The coding region runs from base 385 to 2391 and encodes 668 amino acids. Gene Ontology annotation, biological process: positive regulation of cell population proliferation; hemopoiesis.